This is a messenger RNA of Cajanus cajan (pigeon pea), 2354 nucleotides long. RefSeq names its product Protein kinase superfamily protein. The record is from RefSeq and is a predicted model, not a curated record. Gene Ontology annotation, molecular function: ATP binding; protein kinase activity. Lineage: Eukaryota; Viridiplantae; Streptophyta; Magnoliopsida; Fabales; Fabaceae. Gene Ontology annotation, biological process: protein phosphorylation.
AUGUGUAUUUUCACAUCACACAACAAGGGCAUAGCAUAGACAAGAGAGUCAAAUUGAGAUAGAACAUCACAUGCCUUAGAUCUGUCUCACGUUGCAUUCACAUUCGGUCAUUCCAUCCAGCGUGUAUGUUCCAACUCUUUCCACCCAGAAAAACUUAAGCCUUCUCCUCAUCAUUUCUGCCUCAAUAAUUGCACACUUUAUGUAAUUUCCCAACACCUUAAUUGGGUUCCACAAUCACAAAGUUCCCUUAACCAUGCUUCUCCUUGUCCUAUAUACCCACAUGGGAAUAUUAUCAUUUUCCAUCACACCCAGAUCUUAAUUUCCAUUUUCCUGUGCCCCCCAAUUAUCUCAUUUAUCUACACUCUCAUGUGUGAUUGAGUCCACUUGCUAGUACUACAAAAGGAUCAGAUUUUUUUUUUUUUUUUUUAUUUUCAGUGAAAGAACUAGGAAGUCGAACACAACCCCCAUGUUGAUAUUAGUUCUUGGACUAGCUUCAGCUGCUUUUCUAGUGAUUGUUGCAGCUUAUGUGUUGUUUUACAAGAGAAGGGUGUCAAAACAUGAGAGUGGGGACAUUGAGAGUUCAGAACACAAGGAAGAGGAGGUGGCUCAGAAGGAGGACUUGGUGAUCUUUCAAGGCGGGGAGGACCUUACAAUUUGUGACAUAUUGGAUGCUCCAGGGGAAGUGAUUGGAAAAUCCAACUAUGGAACACUGUACAAGGCUUUGUUGCAGAGGAGCAACAAGGUCAGGCUGCUUAGAUUUCUGAGGCCAGUGUGCACUGCAAGAGGUGAAGAGUUGGACGAAGUUAUUCAGUUUCUUGGAAGGAUAAGGCAUCCUAAUUUGGUCCCUCUUCUGGGGUUCUACACUGGGCCAAGGGGUGAGAAGCUUCUUGUUCAUCCCUUCUAUAGGCAUGGGAAUCUCACUCAAUUCAUAAGAGAUGGAAAUGGAGAGUGUUACAAAUGGUCUAACAUAUGCAGAAUAUCCAUUGGUAUAGCCAAAGGACUAGAGCAUCUUCACAGAUCACAGGAGAAGCCUAUUAUCCAUGGAAAUCUCAAGUCCAAAAACAUCCUUUUGGACCGCUCCUACCAGCCGUACCUCUCCGAUUCCGGCCUACAUCUUCUGCUAAAUCCGACCGCCGGCCAAGAAAUGCUUGAAAGUUCAGCAGCUCAGGGUUACAAGGCACCUGAGCUCAUCAAAAUGAAGGAUGCAAGUGAGGAGAGUGAUAUAUAUAGCCUUGGUGUGAUCAUGCUGGAAUUGCUUUCAGGAAAGGAACCUAUCAAUGAGCAUCCAACUCCUGAUGAGGAUUUCUAUUUGCCAAAUUUCAUGAGAAAUGCUGUUCUUGGACACAGGAUUGCUGAUUUGUACCACCCUGCCAUUCUUCUCAGAAACAGCAGAGAUGAAAAGAUUCCAGUCACAGAAGAAUGCAUUCUCAAAGUUUUCCAACUUGCUAUGGCUUGUUGCUCCCCUUCACCCUCAGUUAGACCUAACAUAAGGCAAGUCCUGAAGAAACUUGAAGAAAUUAUGCUCUAGAGUCUAUGGGGGGUUUUGUGAUUUUUUGUGUAGUAUUGGCCACUCUGGCAGCAGUGAUACUGCACACUUUAAAUUCUUCAAGUUCAUCAUUAACAAUGAUGUGGUUGGAGACAAUGUGACAUUUAUAUAUGAGAAAUUAGGAAGAAAAAAAAAAGUAAGUGUUCUGCUUACAAAAUGUGCAAUUGACUACCAAACAAAGACUUAAGGACAGUUGAUGUUGAUGUUAAGGAUUAUAGUCAAAUGAGGAAUUAUAGCUUGAAACUAAAGCUGCAUAUAUGUCUCUAGAACUCCAAAUCUGGCUCCCAAAUUGCUGACUUCAUGUUUGGUAAAAGUAACAAGUGAGCAUGUGACAUGGACAAUGUCAAAAGAAUUUCUUUGAUGCCACUCAUCCUGAUACUAAUUGCAGAGAUUUGAUGGGAGAUUACAAAGAUUCUUUUACUACCAAGAAUGUGCUUGUGCACAAGAAUUUGUAGCUAGUAUGUGAGUUUUGCUGUUGUGGAUAGGCAACAGAAUCUGUGAUGAAAAAUGUUCUUUAUCAACAGUGACCCUAUCAAAUUCCAUGUUUUGGCCAUAUAAUUGAAACUGCACAGGAAUGGUGGUAGAUUUCAAAGUCUCACCAAGAAGAAGUUACAUUGCUUGUUAUGGUUAGAUCUCACAGCAAUACCAUUUCAUUCACUAUUUCCUAUAUUUACUUGAGAUAAUUUUGCAGUUCUAUAUAUUGAGAGACCAAACUCUUCCAUUUACAAUCUUUAUUUGAAAAAAAUGUUUGUUUUCUGUUAUGCAAUGCAACUUAUAGUCUAAGUAAUCCAUUAUUAUUCCCUCAAGA